GAUGAGACCAAAGUUGAACAUACCAUUACCAGAAGAGCAUUCAGGAGAUUCCAGGAGACAAGAGCAUGGAGGAGAUUCCAGGAGACAUGAGCAUGGAGGAGAUUCUAGGAGACAAGAGCAUGGAGGAGAUUCCAGGAGACGAGAGCAUGGAGGAGGUUCUAGGAGACAUGAGCAUGGAGGAGAUUCCAGGAGACAAGAGCAUGGAGGAGAUUCCAGGAGACGAGAGCACGGAGGAGAUUCCAGGAGAUGAGAGCACGGAGGAGAUUCCAGGAGAC
Messenger RNA from Staurois parvus, 275 nucleotides. NCBI's taxonomy places the organism in Eukaryota, Metazoa, Chordata, Amphibia, Anura, Ranidae. The record is from the annotation of a GenBank genome assembly.